GCUACCUUUUUCUCCAUCCCUUUCCUACAAAACCAGAGCUCCCCUGCUUCUCAUCCCCUGCUCCGAAGUCCAAACCAGAGCAGAGCUCCCCUGUUUCCUGACCAACAGCUUCUUCUUCAGUUCUUCUGCUUCCAGUUCAGCAGCAAUGUCAGAAGUAGCACCCGUGGUGGACGCAGAGUACAUGGCGGAGAUCGAGAGGGCGCGGCGGGACCUCCGUGCCCUCAUCGCCAGCAAGAACUGUGCGCCCAUCAUGCUCCGCCUCGCAUGGCAUGACGCUGGCACUUACGAUGCCAAGACCAAGACCGGAGGCCCCAACGGAUCCAUCCGGUUCCCACAGGAGUACAGCCACGGCGCUAAUGCAGGGAUCAAGAUUGCCAUUGACCUUCUAGAGCCAAUAAAACAGAAGCACCCCAAGAUCACAUAUGCAGACCUGUAUCAGCUCGCCGGAGUUGUUGCCGUCGAAGUUACUGGUGGACCAACCAUCGAUUUCGUUGCUGGCAGGAAGGAUUCUUCGGUUUGUCCAGAGGAAGGACGCUUGCCGGAUGCGAAGCAAGGUGCUUCACAUCUUCGAGACGUCUUUUACCGAAUGGGAUUGUCUGACAAGGACAUAGUGUCACUUUCUGGUGGCCAUACUCUGGGCAGGGCCCGUCCAGAGAGGUCAGGAUUUGAUGGCGCAUGGACUAAAGAUCCACUGAAAUUUGACAAUUCCUAUUUCGUUGAGCUGCUGAAAGGAGAGACUGAAGGUCUCUUGAAGCUCUCUACUGACAAGGCUCUUGUGGAAGAUCCUGAAUUCCGUCGCUAUGUUGAAAUAUAUGCCAAGGAUGAAGAAGCCUUCUUCAGGGACUAUGCAGAAUCGCACAAGAAGCUCUCCGAGCUGGGCUUCAAGCCCCCUCGCUCUGCUUUCUCGUGCAGAUCCGGUAAUAAACAGAAGUCCUUGCUGGUACAAGCUGCAGCUGGGGUUGCAGUUGCUGCUGCAGUUGUCGCAUGGACAUACAUCUGUGAAGCCAACAAGAAGAUUGGCUAAACUUCAGCUCAUCGUACAGCAAUACUGGUGGGGGAGUUGAAACUAAAAACAUUUCGAUGAUGUGUACUCGUACUGCAUCUAGUUGUGCUACCAUGCACGUUAUGUUGUGAGCUGUGAAUGAAAUAAAGAUAAUUAUAGAAUGAAGAGAGCAACGUACCAAAGUAAAAUAUAUGAGAAAUAAUAUGAUAUGGUCUGA
Molecule: messenger RNA, 1220 nt
Organism: Panicum hallii
Lineage: Eukaryota; Viridiplantae; Streptophyta; Magnoliopsida; Poales; Poaceae
Product: probable L-ascorbate peroxidase 3, peroxisomal
Exons: 9
Coding region: 146-1024 (292 amino acids)
Biological process (GO): response to reactive oxygen species; hydrogen peroxide catabolic process; cellular response to oxidative stress
Molecular function (GO): peroxidase activity; heme binding
Source: RefSeq, a predicted model, not a curated record